UUGAGCCCGGAAUCUCAUUUGUUUCUUCUCCACUUUUGGGGAGGCCGAGGAUACGUGCUACAACUCGCUCCGCGACUGGUGACUAGUGAGAGUAAAGACUUCAGACGACUUAAAUGAAAAUCUAGUCAUUGUUUUGGUAUCAACAUUUUCAAUCGUUUUUCAGCCUUAACCUUUAGUUUUAAAGCUGAGAAAUACUAACUGGAACAUACGUUUUAAAUGGAUUUAUGAACCGAAGGAUUGGCCACUAAAGUUGCUGCUAUCGGAUAAACCCUCUCCAGGACAAGAAAAAAGGGAAUUAGGAGGAAAUUGUGUACUUCUCUCUAAAGGUCCGCCGUGUGACACGUGCAUGGUCCAGAGUUGAUGCCCCUGCUGCCCAGAUGGAUCUCUCCAUACAGAGCGUUGCCCAGCUGUGAAGCCCACGGCAGGAUGAGGAUGAGGAUGACGGGGAACGCGCCGUCACAACCAACGCUGCUGCUGCUGCUCCUCUGGACUCUGGCAGUUCUGCUGUCGCAAGCCCAGGCCCGACCUGCGGUCACUGAAGAAGAGCACUCCCCCCCUGGGCCCAUCGUACAGCCAGGCCUGCCAGCCAAUCAGACGGUAGCGGUGGGCGGCGAUGUGGAAUUCGAGUGCAAGGUCUACGCCGGCCGGCAGGCACGCAUCCAGUGGCUGAAACGCGUCGAGGUCAACGGGAGUGACGUGGGUCCUGGCGGUCAGCCCCUUAUCCGCGUCCUGAGGACCUCCGGACCGAACACCACUGAGAAGGACUUGGAAGUCCUCCAAAUAAGGAAUGUGUCCCGGGAGGACGAGGGGGAGUAUACCUGUGCUGUUGAAAGCUCCUUGGGGCGGUUUCAUCAUUCAGCUUGGUUAACCGUUUACAAAGACCUGACGUCCUCUGAAGAUGACGAGGAGGACGAGGACGACUCGUCAUCUGAAGAGGCCAAGCUGUCCAGUAGCCAGAAGUUAAUGCCGAUGCCCCCAGAGUGGGCUCAACCAGAGAGGAUGGAGAAGAAGCUUCAUGCCGUCCCCGCCAGCAAGACGGUCAAGUUUCGCUGCCAGGCCAGCGGCAACCCCACCCCAACGCUGAAGUGGUUUAAGAAUGGCAAGGAGUUUAAAAGGGACCAGCGCAUCGGUGGAUUCAAGGUGCGCGAGCACAUGUGGACCAUCAUCAUGGAGUCUGUGGUGCCCUCAGACAAGGGGAACUACACUUGUGUGGUGGAGAACCAGUAUGGCAGCAUCAACCAUACUUACCAGCUGGAUGUCGUAGAGCGCUCUCCUCAUAGGCCCAUCCUACAGGCAGGUCUUCCAGCGAAUCGCACUGCGGUGGUGGGUAGUGACGUGGAGUUUGUUUGUAAGGUCUUCAGUGACCCCCAGCCUCACAUCCAGUGGCUGAAGCAUAUUGAAAUCAACGGGAGUCGUUACGGAUCUGAUGGCCUGCCAUUUGUGCGGGUGCUAAAGCAUUCAGGGGUGAACAGCUCAGACACUCAAGUGCUGACGCUCUACAAUGUGACUGAGGAGGAGAGUGGACAGUAUAUUUGUAAAGUGUCCAAUUAUAUAGGCGAGUCCAAUCAGUCGGCCUGGCUCACGGUCGUUAAGCCACAGGCCCAAGCCGAGCCUCCGUCUCCACUGCCCAAUCAAACCUAUCUGGAGGUGCUGAUCUACUGCGUGGGCUUCUUCCUCAUCUGUGUGAUGGUGGCCAUCGCGGUCAUCGCCAGGAUGCACAGCUCGUCCAAGAAGAGCGACUUCAACAGCCAGCUAGCCGUGCACAAGCUGGCCAAGAGCAUCCCUCUGCGCAGACAGGUAACAGUGUCCGUGGACUCCAGCUCCUCGCUGCACUCGGGGGCCAUGCUGGUGCGGCCCUCGCGCCUCUCCUCCAGCGGCUCCCCCAUGCUCUCCGGGGUCUCCGAGUACGAGCUCCCCCAGGACCCCCGCUGGGAGCUGUCCAGAGAACGGCUCGUUCUCGGGAAGCCUCUGGGUGAAGGUUGCUUUGGCCAGGUGGUGAUGGGAGAGGUCAUGGGGAUGGAUAAAGACAAGCCAAAUCGUGUCAGCAAAGUGGCAGUCAAGAUGCUCAAAUCUGAUGCCACAGAAAAAGACCUGUCGGACCUAAUCUCGGAGAUGGAGAUGAUGAAGAUCAUUGGAAAACACAAGAACAUCAUCAACCUGCUUGGAGCCUGCACACAAGAUGGUCCACUCUAUGUGAUUGUGGAGUUUGCCUCUAAGGGCAACCUGAGGGAAUACCUACGGGCUCGUCGUCCUCCCGGGAUGGAGUACUGCUACAACCCAGACCAGGUGCCCGUGGAGAACAUGUCCAUCAAAGAUCUAGUGUCCUGCGCGUAUCAAGUGGCACGAGGCAUGGAGUAUCUGUCAUCUAAAAAGUGUAUACACAGGGACCUGGCUGCCCGCAAUGUUCUGGUCACGGAGGACAAUGUUAUGAAAAUCGCAGACUUUGGUUUGGCACGAGAUAUUCACCACAUUGAUUACUACAAGAAGACCACCAAUGGUCGUUUGCCAGUGAAGUGGAUGGCCCCGGAAGCUCUCUUUGACAGGAUCUACACGCACCAGAGCGACGUGUGGUCUUUUGGGGUGCUCCUCUGGGAGAUCUUUACUCUGGGGGGCUCCCCAUACCCCGGCGUCCCUGUGGAGGAACUCUUCAAGCUGCUAAAGGAAGGCCAUCGCAUGGACAAGCCCUCCACCUGCACCCAUGAGCUGUAUAUGAUGAUGAGGGACUGCUGGCACGCGGUUCCUUCUCAGAGACCAACAUUCAAACAGUUGGUGGAGGAUCUCGACCGGACGCUUUCCAUGACCUCCAAUCAGGAGUAUCUGGACCUCUCUAUUUCUCUGGACCAGUACUCUCCCAGCUACCCGGACACACGCAGUUCUACCUGCUCAUCAGGGGAGGACUCUGUGUUCUCCCACGAGGCCGGCGUGGACGAGCCCUGUCUGCCAAAGUUCCCUCCUCACCCCAGCAGAGUGGCAUUCAAGAAGCGCUGAUGAUUCAACGCUAUCUCCCUGUUUGUUUUUCUUUUUUUGGUCUCUGCUCUGCAGAUACCCAACACACUCAUGCACACAGCAAAGGACUCAAUUAAAACACACAUACACAUACACACACGCACACACACAAUCACUCCCACAGACACUCUGCAAACUUCUCUUUUCACCCCAGAGCUGGACUUCAUUGAACUCAGGAGAUAGGGCUCAAAUUGGGGAUGUCAGUAAGCAAGUGUGGUGGAACUGCCUUGAUUAAACUUUUAAAAAGAAAAAAGAAAAAAAGUGCUGUUUGGUACAGAUGCACCUGACUGGUCAGUGUUUAUGCCUUGGUACUCCAACAGAAAGUGCUGCUCCAAGAGACGAAGAGAGAACAUAAUGGAACCCCUAGAUGUUUUUGUUUUUGUUUGUUGUUUGUUUUUUUGUCGUUGUUUUUUUUUGUUGUUUUUGUUUUUUUUGAAGAGCACUGCAGGAGAGAUGAAAGGACCACAUUCACUCUCCCACUUUACAUUCGGUCUCUCCUGUCCGUCACUCAGAACAUUCCGCAGGACAGAUGUGUAUGGAAAAUAUCGACUGUCAGAGAAAGGGAUCACGAAGGACCAUUCCUCUCUGGGUUUGCGUUGAGGGAUGUCUCGAAUGACCCAAAAUGGCCAGGCUGUAGUGUUGACUUGAGAGGGUCAGAUGGAGCUAGAACGAUGGUUCAUUUGUAAAUACAGCUAGAAAUUUAUAAAUAUGAAUAUAUAUUUACAGCGUACUCAUAUUUCUAUUAUUACAUUUGAUUCUGUUUGGAACAGUGAUACGUUUCAUACAAACAAACAGUUCUCAGUAGGGGAUUGGGGGUAUCAGUUUUGACAUGAAAUGCGUUGUAUGAACUUUGACGUGGCCAGUGUUUUUUUAUUUUUUAUUUUUUGCUUGUUGUCUGUCCAUUUCGCCUUUGCUUUUCCCAAGAUCUGAUGGCUUCCAUUUUCCCAUCAGGAAAAAUGGAUAUGGUACGACAAUGUAUGACCAAAACUGUUUUCUGCUUUCAAGCCACAGUGUCCUGGUAUCACAUUCUCAUUGUCACACAGCUUAUGUUAUUGUUAUUUCUUUUGUACUGUACAUGCCCUAUGAACACAAAACAUGGUUUAAUUGUUAAGCUACAUCUAUAAUGUCUUAAUACAAAACAUUGCUAGGAACAUGGGCCUCUAAAACCCAAUGCACUCUAACAGUCAUAGCCUGCCAUAUUAGGUAUGACUGUAUUGCGUGCGUGCGUGUGUAUGUGUGUGUGUGUGUGUGUGUGUGUGUGUGUGUGUGUGCAUAAACAAGGAUGCCAUGCAUUUGAAGUGGUGGUCCAAGGAAGAUACCAAGAAUGCUUGUCACCAUAAAAGGAUUACAUUAAAUAAAAUGCGACUGAAAACAA
Messenger RNA from Sardina pilchardus (European sardine), 4381 nucleotides. RefSeq names its product fibroblast growth factor receptor 1a (gene fgfr1a). Gene Ontology annotation, biological process: protein phosphorylation; positive regulation of cell population proliferation; fibroblast growth factor receptor signaling pathway. Gene Ontology annotation, cellular component: signaling receptor complex; plasma membrane. The coding region runs from base 361 to 2988 and encodes 875 amino acids. Lineage: Eukaryota; Metazoa; Chordata; Actinopteri; Clupeiformes; Clupeidae. Gene Ontology annotation, molecular function: fibroblast growth factor binding; ATP binding; fibroblast growth factor receptor activity. The transcript is spliced from 19 exons. The record is from RefSeq and is a predicted model, not a curated record.